Molecule: messenger RNA, 3447 nt
Organism: Cylindrotheca closterium
Lineage: Eukaryota; Bacillariophyta; Bacillariophyceae; Bacillariales; Bacillariaceae
Source: the annotation of a GenBank genome assembly
AUGGUUGACGGUGGCUCCACACAAAAAUGUGUCGGAAGUGGGUCUGUCUUUGAGAGAUUAUACUCAAAACAAACUGCAGCGAGUAUUGCACACCAAACUCGGAAGGAUGAAGAGGAGGCAAAGAGAAGAAGGAUGGAAGAUCAAGAACUUGAAGGUAUAUCUUUUCGACCUCGAACAAAGUGGGACCUUGCGACUGUCAGAAGAAGAUUGGCACACGAGCAAGCUGAACAAGCUGAGUACGAUGCAAAAAGAAGCCCAAUGAAACAACGGAUUCGGCAGGCGGUGCCACGAAGGCAAUCCACAGACGAGGAUCUGAAGGAAUGUACGUUUGCUCCAAGGACAACUUGGAAUCUGGUCGCCGAAAGACGGGAGAAGGCGCGUUUGCAACGUGAGAAAGAAGCGUACGAAGCGGAAAAGCAUCCGAAGAGAGAAAGAAAGCUCACUGACCGAGAAAUUCGAGACCGCAGACUCGAGGAAGAAGAAUUGAAGUAUUGUACUUUCAAGCCGCAGCUCAUGCAUAGCUUGAACGGUGAGAAUCGGUUGGAAUCAAAUUUAUCAUCCGUGGGAUUUCGGCACAAAGAUCAAGAUCCAGGCAUUAUGAGAAAAUCAGAUGUAGACCGCAAUGCACCGCGCACAGUCAGAAUGGAUGGACAAGUUUUGGUUGCUGCGAAACAAGAGACAAGCGAGAACAGCGACGAUGAUUCCAGCACGGAUCAAUCUGUCAACCUGGACAAGAACAAGGAUGAGUCGAUUCCUGAAUGGAAGCGAAAAUAUGACAGCACAAAACGGAAGCACGAAGUCGUCGUUACUGCUCAAGGACAUGCCCCACUUACCAUGCAGACCCGUGGGGCGUCGAUUAUUGCGACAAAAACUCCUGUGAAGACCCCGCGGUCAUCGGAAGUUGAAGGAAACGAAACUGUCGAAUCACGCGGUCCAGAUGGCGAAGCGAUUCACGAAGACAGCACUUCCGUUGACAAGAAUAGCGAAUCGAUCGAUCCUAGUCAAGCGCCACUAGCUACAAAGGUUGAUGUUUCUGGUGUUGGAAGGUUCAAGGUAGCACAGAAGGAAAAGCCUUCACAAGAUAGCAAAACCGCAGUUUCAGACGUCGGCGGAUUCAAGGUAGCGCAAAAGGAAAAGCCUUCACAAGAUAGCAAAACCGCAGUUUCAGACGUCGGCGGAUUCAAGGUAGCGCAAAAGGAAAAGCCUUUACAAGAUAGCAAAACCGCAGUUUCAGACAUCGGCGGAUUCAAGGUAGCGCAAAAGGAAAAGCCUUUACAAGAUAGCAAAACCGCAGUUUCAGACGUCGGCGGAUUCAAGGUAGCUCAGAAGAAAAAGCCUUCACAAGAUAGCAAAACCGCAGUUUCAGACGUCAGCGGAUUCAAGGUAGCGCAGAAGGAAAGGCCUUCACAUGGUAGCAAAACCGCAGUUUCAGACGUCGGCGGAUUCAAGGUAGCGCAAAAGGAAAGGCCUUCACAAGGUAGCAAAACCGCAGUUUCAGACGUGGGCGGAUUCAAGGUAGCCCAAAAACAAUCCGAAAACAGUACCGAGGCUUUGUCGACUGACCCUGACAGCAAGCGUGAAAAAAAAGCCUCGAAAUGGAAGGAUAGACUCCAAAAGAAACGAGACAAACCUGACCCUCAGAGCGAAAAGGUGCAUGGUACAGAUCCGUCAAAGGAGGACCAGAGCAGUGAAGAGCUAACACCAGCAGAGAAAGAACGGAAUGAGGAGACCAGAAUGAAGGCCGAAGAGGAGGCUCGACUUGCCACAGACGUUCGAAUGACUGCAGAAGCAGAAGAGAAGGCUGCUGAAGAAGCUCGAUUAAAGGCCGAAGACGAGACCCGAAACACCGCAGAAGCAGAAGCAAAGGCUGUCGAAGAAGCUCAAUUAAAGGCCGAGGAGGAUGCUAGAGCGAAGGACGAAGACGAGGCUCAACUUGCCGCAGAAGCAGAAGCGAAGGCUGCUGCAGAUGAGGCGAAGGCGGAGGAGGAGGCUCGAAUUGCCGCAGAAGCAGAAGCGAAAGCUGCUGAAGAGGAGGCUAGGGCGAAGGCGGAGGAGGAGGCUCGAAUUGCCGCAGAAGCAGAAACGAAGGCUGCUGAAGAGGAGGCUAGGGCGAAGGCGGAGGAGGAGACUCGAAUUGCCGCAGAAGCAGAAGCGAAGGCUGCUGAAGAGGAGGCUAGGGUGAAGGCGGAGGAGGAGGCUCGAAUUGAUGCAGAAGCAGAAGCGAAAGCUGCUGAAGAGGAGGCUAGGGCGAAGGCGGAGGAGGAGGAGGAGACUCGAAUUACCGCAGAAGGAGAAGCGAAGGCUGCUGAAGAGGAGGCUAGGGUGAAGGCGGAGGAGGAGGCUCGAAUUGCCGCAGAAGCAGAAGCGAAGGCUGCUGAAGAGGAGGCUAGGGCGAAGGCGGAGGAGGAGGCUCGAAUUGCCGCAGAAGCAGAAGCGAAGGCUGCUGAAGAGGAGGCUAGGGCGAAGGCGGAGGAGGAGGCUCGAAUUGAUGCAGAAGCAGAAGCGAAAGCUGCUGAAGAGGAGGCUAGGGCGAAGGCGGAGGAGGAGGCUCGAAUUACCGCAGAAGCAGAAGCGAAGGCUGCUGAAGAGGAGGCUAGGGCGAAGGCGGAGGAGGAGGCUCGAAUCGAUGCAGAAGCGAAGGCUGCUGAAGAGGAGGCUAGGGCGAAGGCGGAGGAGGAGGCUCGAAUUGAUGCAGAAGCAGAAGCGAAGGAUGCCGAAGAAGCUCGAUUAAAGGCCAAGGAGGACGCCCGACUUUCUUUAGAAGCAGAAGCCGAAGCCGUAGAGGUCCCCGAAGAUGCCAGCGAUGCACGUGCAACAGACGAUGUAACAGGUGGCGAAGAGGAACCUUCUGCAAAGCCAAAAUUGAAGGGGAAGUCGGAAAGAGCAAAGAAAUGGAAGGAACGUCUGGAAUCAAAAAAGAAAAAGGAGAAAAAAACUGAAGAGGCCACGAAAGAUGUGGUGUCUGAAGGAAAAGAGGAAGUGAGAACACAUGACGAAAGGAAAGGUGACGAAUUUCAAUAUGUGGUCCUCGAAAAGGAAGUCGCUAAAGUUCCAGAAAGUAAGAUUUCUGAUUCAGAAUUGAGGGAAAAAAUGAUCAAGGAGGAGUUUAGCGCUCUGAUCAAGGAAACGGAAGAUAAUGAGCUGGAAGAGGAAAUGGAGAAAGAGGCCGUGGAUGCUUUACGUACUGCUGCCAAUGAGUUAGCGUACUUGAAGAAGUAUUACAACAGCUUCAGUGAUAGCUUCGUCUACUUCCCUAGUGUCACGAAAUUAUGUAUUUUGUACACGUUGUUCGAGAAAGCAGAGGAAUAUUAUUAUCAUGAAGAAGACGAAUUUCCGCUGCAAUACUCCGCUGCUUUACGAUCAGUUGCUUGUGAAAAGCUUGAAGAAAGCAACGAUGACGGCGACGAAGAAUAUAUGGCGUUGUUGGCCGCUGAUGUUGAACUCUAG